AUGAAGGAGGCAAGCUGCCACAAUGAGAAGAUGGAGGCGUACUGCAAUGCGGUGCAUCGCCUCGAGAACAAGAUCGACGGGCUCGAGCUUAACCACAUUGCGCGCAAGUACAACAAGGAAGCGGAUGAAUUGGCCAAGAUCGUGUCCGGGCGGACCCCUGUUCCCCCAAACGUCUUCGCCCGCGACCUCGCCAAGCAAUCCGUCGACUUCAAGAACCCUACGGAAGCCGUCAGAGCAGCACCCGAACCCUCGGGGGCUGCGGCCGUCGAGCCCUCAGCCAAGGACCCCUCGACGGAGGAGCCCGAGGCCAUGGACACUGACAUCGAGACUUCCUCGACGGACGAGGCUGAAGCAAUGGAGAUCGAUGAGGCCCCGCCUCCACGAGACUGGCGCACCCAGUACCUUGACAGGAUGAUUCGAGGGGUCCUACCCUCGGACCACGCUUAG
Messenger RNA from Panicum virgatum (switchgrass), 447 nucleotides. RefSeq lists its product as uncharacterized. Lineage: Eukaryota; Viridiplantae; Streptophyta; Magnoliopsida; Poales; Poaceae. The transcript has a single exon. The coding region runs from base 1 to 447 and encodes 148 amino acids. The record is from RefSeq and is a predicted model, not a curated record. Gene Ontology annotation, molecular function: nucleic acid binding.